AUGAUUGUACGUGUAACUCAUUCAUUUCCUGUAGAAGCAAAACUCAAAGCAUACAGUAACAUUAACAACGGUUUGAAAAUUGGAAUGGGUUUCGAAUCUUACAAAAAAAAUAUAAAUGACACACGAGCUAAUUUAAUUAUUCCUAGAAUUGUUAUCAUUAAGAGGCUUCCUGAGAAAUAUGCCGGCCAACAUAAAUUACUUUUUCUGAAAGCCCUGGAAAUUCUAAACAAGAAUAUGCUAAAGAGAAAAAAAUCGCACCGCAGGGUCGCGAGUAAUUGGCUGUCAAAGUUUAAAAUAUGCUUGCUACGUGCACCUAAAAAAAUCUUAAAGCCUAAGCCUGGGCCAUUUUUAGCCCUAUUAAAAAAAUUAAAAAAAUGUAGCAAUAAAACAAACAGGUACUCGGGUGUCGAACAUACACUCUCGUCGAUGCAUGCUGCUCGCUUUCCCUGUUUGGCCACAGAGGGCAUGAAGAUUCACUGUUCAAAUACUUUAUAUUGUUGUCAGAAAAAACAGAAGUUCAUUUUGAGAAAAUGCUAA
Molecule: messenger RNA, 537 nt
Organism: Mucor mucedo
Lineage: Eukaryota; Fungi; Mucoromycota; Mucoromycetes; Mucorales; Mucoraceae
Exons: 3
Coding region: 1-537 (178 amino acids)
Source: RefSeq, a predicted model, not a curated record